AUGGCGGCCGUCCUGCUGCAGGUUCUGGAGCGGACGGAGUUGAACAAGCUCCCUAAAGGUGUCCAAAAUAAGCUGGAGAAGUUUGUAUCGGAGCUACAGAAUGCUAAUGAGGCACUCUUGACCCAACAGGAGCGAUUCAAAGCGAACAGUGAACAACAGUUCUUUGACAUUGAUAAGAAACUUGGAGAAAGUCAGGAACAGAUCCUGUGUGCCACUCGAGACCUGCAGACACUCAAGGAGGAAAAUAAAAAGCUAAAUGAAGAGCUGAGUGUUCUAAAGGGAAUUGAAGGAGAUACUUCUGAGGUGAAAACCGAGCAACAGCAGUCCAAAUCGAAGUAUGAGCUCGAGGCGGAAAAAAGAGAACUGGCACGGUUGCUGGAGAAGAGAACUCAAGAGGUGGAAAACCUGACUGAAGAUGCAAAGCGCUUAAAUGAGAGACUGGUGGAGACCAACAAAGUCAAGGUGGAGCUGCAGUUAAAACUGGAUGAGCUCCAGUCCUCACAGGCCUCUGUUCAGCACCGGGAGAAGCGCAUGGAGCAGGAAAAGGAGUUGCUGGAUAAAAAAAUCGAAUGGUUGACUGCAGAACUGAAGACCAAAACUGAAGAACUAUUGAACUCAAACAGAGAAACUGGCAAAGAGAUACUGGUGCUCAAGGGUAAUCUGAAAAGCAAGACUGAGCAGGUGACCAGAUUGGAAAGUCAACUCAGUUCUCUGAAUCAGUCCAGUGAAAACCAGAAUAAACGAGCUGAAGACUUGAACAACAAACUAAAACAGGCUAAGGAUGAACUUAGUUCCAUGGAGGAAAAAUACCGGAAUGAGCUCAAUGCUCAUGUCAAGUUGUCCUCUCUCUACAAGGGAGUAGCAGCAGACAUGGAAACUAAGAACCAAGAACUAAGCAGAGCAGUGGAAGAACUUAGCAAACUGGUUAAAAACACUGCAGAAGCGAACAAAAUGCUGGAAAAGAAGGUGUCUGAUGCAGAGGAGCAAAAGACCCGUUCAGAAGUAGAGCUUAACGACAAGAUCAAAAAAAUGGAGAAGGAGCUGGAGAACGCUUCAUUGAAAGCCUCUGGGAAAUACUGUUGUGCACCCUCACUGACUGAGGAGCAGCUUGAAUCCAUGUGUCCUUCUGCUGCUGCCAUUGCUGCUAUUGUUAAGCCUGGAAUGAAGUUUUUUGAUCUGUAUAAUGCCUACUCUGAGUGCCAGACUCAGCUGCAACUAGAGAAGCAGGAGACCAGAAGGGUGAGCAAAGUGUUGGAUGAGGUCGUCCAAGAGGUGGAAUGCAAAGCCCCUGUCCUAAGACGUCAGAGGGAAGAGUUUGAGACCAUGCAGAGUUCAAUGGCCUCCCUCUGGAAUAAACUGGAACAGGCCCGAACGGAGAUAUACAGCUUACAGAAAGAGAAAGACGAAGCCAAGCAACAUUGUGACAACCUGGAGAAGGCCAAACUGAGGACAGAAAGACUGUUGGAUGAUACCUCUACACAAGUUUGUGCACUGUUGGUUGAACUUGAGGAAGCCAGAGGUAAUCCAGUGACUAAGGAUGAAGGCAGUGCCGCCAAUAUUUCAGGCACAGGUGCCAGGCCACAUCAGGUUUCCUUCCGCAGUGUUGAGGAGCUCCAGAUGCAAAACAGAAGCCUGCUGGAAAGGCUGAAGAAGCUCGAGGAAGAGAAUACAAAUCAGCAAAUCCAAGCAAAAUCAACACGUGUGUUGGAGUUGGAGACUAGUGUGGAUAAACUUCAGAAAGAGUUGGAGCAGUUAAGCGAGCAAGGGAAGCAGCAGAAACAACUUGCUGACUCCAAUGCUAGACAGAGAGACAUGUACAAAGCCCUUUUGUCACAUACCACUGGCUUCACCCUUCCCUCUCAAGAUUUUGCUUACCCUCCACCCGCUCGGCCAUCAGCCCCAGUAACUCGUUCAACGCCUCUACGAGUUGCUGCUGAGUCUGCACAAACUUCUCAGGCUAAAGCUGCAUUAAAACAGCUAAAUGAUGCCUUCACCUUGUACAAGAAAGAAAAGGCAGAGAACGACAAAAUGUUGAAUGAUUCCCAUGACAGACUGGAGAGGCAGCUGACAGAGGCUCGCUCAAGUAAUGCCAAAUUAACUUCUCAACUGGAGUUUAGCAACAAAAGGUAUGAAAUGCUCCAGGAGACUGUCACAGCAUUUCGUAGAGAGACUUCAGCUCUCCAGAACAGAAACCAAAAAAUUGCUGCAACAGUCCAACGACUUGAACACAUUGUCCAUACUAUGUCCCAGGACCUGCGGCAAGCUAAUGAAAAACUAGCACUAGAAGAGGUGCGGGUCGAGAACUUGACUAAAGAGAGAGACAUGCUAAAACAAGUGGAGAGUCGACUCAAUCGAGAGAAAGAGGCAAUGCUGGCAGAGCAACGUAACCAAAACCUACUACUCACCAACCUCAAGACAAUACAGUUAACAAUGGAACGUACAGACACAGAGAUUCGUCAACGACUGAAUAGUAAGAUUGAGAAUCUGGAAACAGAACUGGCCUCAAUGAAGACUCGACUAGAGAAGGAAGUAGCCCAGAGACAUACGCUUGGACGUAAUAUGGACGCUCAAUUAAUAGAAGCUAAAAAACAACUUGAGUCACAAAACACCUUACAACUAAAGACAAGAGAGUUGUUGAAAAACUCUGAACAGCAGUUGGUUGCGCUGAAAGCUCAACUGGCUUCUACUUCAACAGAGGGUGUUAGCACCCCAGUAACCAGAGCAGCAACUCUCAGAACACCUGUCAGAGUGCGGUCCCCUGUUCAAACCACUCAGCAGGCUGGCCUGUCCGAGCUGGCUGAGGUCAAAAGUAAUCUAAAUGCUGCGGAGGAGCAGAUCAACAAACUAGCAGAGCAGCUGAAAAAUGCUAAUGCUACCGUUGAGCAGUACAGGGCUGUAGUACUGACUUUGGAAGACAGUCUGAAAAAUGAGAAAGAGCAACGUGCACCUCUUGAAAUGAGACUCAAGGAAUCAGAAGACAUCCAGAAGAAGCUUGAAAGUCAGAUAUUAGAAGUGGAGAAAAAGAAUGAGCAAGCACAACAGGAGAAGAGGAAGGCUUUGGAGACGGUUGAGAAACAAGUGAGUGACCUGCAGCGCAGUCUUAAGGCCAGCCAAGCAGAGCAGCAGGAGGCAUUAGAGAGAGCUGCGAAAGCUGUCACUCUGGAGCAGAAGGCCAUACAGGAAAGCCUGCUGCAGACUAAACAAGCUGGUGAGGCGCAAGCAAAAUAUGAGCGAGAGUUGAUGCUUCAUGCAGCAGAUGUUGAGGUCCUCAAGGAGUUAAAGAAAACAUUGCAAGAAGAGGCAGUACGAAAUAAGGAUCUGGAAGAGCAAUUGAACAAAUCCAACUCAAGCUUACAAGAAAAAGCUGCCGCCUGGACCACUUUGGAGAAGCAGCUAAAGGAUGAAUUGGCUGCUCAGAGUGGUCGCUGUGAAGAACUGGGAAAACAGAACACUCUCCUGCAUGAACAAAUGGACGAAAUGGCUGCAAGGAGCCGUCAACAGCAACCGGAGCAGCAGCAGCUCAACUUUUCAUUUAGUGAGGAAGGGAAGACGCUUGAGCAGAUUCAAGAAAUACUCAGGUUUGUACGGAAAGAGAAAGAGAUUGCUGUAGCUCGAGGUGAAGCCUCUGAAGGAGAAGCUCUCCGCUACAAACAGCGAGUUGAACAUCAGAACCGGGAACUUAAAGAACUUCAGGAAGCUCUGAAUGCUGAGAGAGAGAAGAUGCAGACAACAGUGAAGAAGCUGGCUCAGAAAGAAACUCAGCUGAAGAACAUGGGCAAUAUCAGCACUCUCCAAGAGACCAACAAGAUGCUGAAAAUGGAGAGGGAGAAACUGGGGCAGGAGUUGCAGCAAACACAGGCAAAAGUAAAGAAACUGGAGUCAAACAUCAGCCCCCUGCAUGACUCAUUGGCUCAUCUUUCUGACAGAAAUGGUUCCCUGCAGGCUGAUAAAAAGUUGUUAGAAGACGACAUUAAACAUUUGAAAGCCAAAAUACAGCAACUUGUUAGCCAACAGAAGGACGGUGAUGUUGAGGAAAAGCAAAAACUCACAGCUGAAAGGGAAGCACAGCAGAGGCGUAUCUCCCAACUUGUUGAAGAGGCAGCCAAGCUAAAGACUGAGCUAGCCAGAUCCAGCACCAGCAACAACUUGGCGCAGUCCCAGGUGAAAAGCCUUAGAGAGUCUUUGACCCGCCUAACAGCAGAGAGAGACACACUGAAGAAAGAACUGGGGACAAAAAAUAGUGAUAUUCUAGAGAAGAACAAGACCAUUACACAGGUUAAGAAGAUAGGACGCCGCUACAAGACCCAGUAUGAGGAGUUAAAAGCCCUGCAUGACAAGCUGGUGGUGGAAACAGGAGCUAAAACACAAGGUGAAACCAGUCAGGUGGGACAACAGCAGCUCAGCAAGAGCCAAGAGGAGCUUAACAAGGUCAAAGAGGAGCUGGCCACAUUGAAGGAGUCAAUGCAGGAAGCAAAAAACUCACAGCAGGAGCUUCAGAAUGCCCAGAAGGAAAAUCAACAGAUCAAGGAAAAGUUAGAGGACAUCCAAAACCAACUGACCCAGAAUCAGAAUCAACUAACACAGGCUCAAUCCCAGUUGACCCAGACGCAGUCCCAGUUGCAGCAGAGUCAGAAAGAACUUCAACAAUCCAAGACACACAUACAGCAGCUACAAAAUCAACUGAAAUCUUCUCAGUGUCAGGCUCAGGCCCGUCAAAACCAGAUUCAACUGAUGCAGAAGGAGAUCCAGCAGGCUAAAGAUUCUCACCAACAAAACCUUACCAGUCAGAAAAAACUACAAGAGACCCACCAACAGGAGCUUAACCAUCUUAAGACUUCUUUGAGCAAAACAGAGAGUCAGGCCUCUGAACUUCAAGGCCAGGUGGACACUUUGAACACUAUGAUGACGGCUAAAGAAGCAGAAAAUAAAAAGCUUCAAGAACAGCUGGCGGAAGUAAACCAAGCCAAUGAAGCUCUAAAAGCUGCACAGGUGAACCAAAAUCAGAACCUGACAAAUCAAGCCAGUGAAGAUAAUGCUGAAGCUGACACAAAUGCACCAUUACAAAUGGAGCUUGGAAAACUCAGACAAGAGCUGUCUGAGAGCAAGAACAAGGAGGAGCAGCUCAGACAGCAAAUGGCAGACAAAGAAGAGAAGACUAAAAAAGCCUUUGUUGGUGCAAAGACCAAAAUCAAUCAGCUGAUCACUGCAAAAGAGAAUUUGAGCAAGGAAGUGGAAGAACUCAAGCAGUCUAAGGAGGAACUGGAGGUAAGGAUGAAUGCCCUAAAGUCCCAAUACGAAGGAAGACUUCUUCGACUUGACCGGGAACUGAGGGAGAAUCAAACACUGACUGAGCCCAGAGAGGAACCGCAGGACCAGAGUGGGUCUAAGAUUGGUGAUCAGAACAGAUCUCUAGACCAAAGGCCGAUUUCUUUGAAGAGUCCAGCCCAGGACAGAAGCAGCUCAAGCCUGUCUGAACCACCCACUGCCAAUAUUCGCCCUACUCCAAGUACUCCGUCUCCUAGCAACAAACCAACCCCUGCCCCUGGCAGCAAGUCAACCCCCCGCGCCAGCAUCCGACCUAUGGUCACCCCCGCUGCUGUCCCCAUGCCAACUCCUACUGCCACUGUAAUGCCGACCACACAGACUGAGAGCCAGGAGGUUUUGACUGCAGGAGCCACUGCCCACACCGUCAUCUCCAGUCUUAACACACUCACAUCCAUAACGCAACCAACCAGCACUCAAGCUACAGCAUUUGUCCAGCCAACUCAGCAGCAGGCCACUUCCCAGGAUGUCGGCAGCAGUAUAGAUGCAGAGCGGCCAUCUACGUCCUCUGCUGUGAUUGGAGCAUCGAGUUCUAAACGAAGUAGAGAGGAUGACAUCGAAGAAGAGGAGAUAAGACCGGAGAGUUCUCACGCCUCUUCAACGGCCAAAAAGCUCAGACUAAGACAAGCAAUCUUACUGCAGGUGGAAGGUCAUGAGGAUAUGGAAGAUCUUGGGGAUGAAAGUGAAAGACAAGACUCACCUGACAAUAGUCAGGAGCUUCCAGAAGAUAGUUUUCCUGUCAUUCCCGAAGAUGACGACAUAGAGGAGGAAGGCAUGUCCCAGUCGGUCCCUUCGGAUCGGACAUCUCCCGAGGAGUCAGGUCUGACAGGUGAAGUUAUUGUUAUCGACACAGACAGCGAAAGCCGUGAGAGCAGAGGAGAGAAACCGGAGACCACAGGUCAAGAAGAGGACCAGGCUGAAGAGGAAGAUGAAGAAGAGGAGGAGGAAGGGGAGGAGCACUACUUCUAUCAGGUGGUGGGGGAAGAUGACAACGAUGAUGAUGAUGAGGAUGAUGAAGAAGGAAGUAACCUUGCUAUAAAGGAAGGAGACGAAGGCCAAAAUGAAGAUGGAGAUGCUGAAGAGGAGGGGCAGCGGCCAUCAGCCACAAGCGCUGAUGAGAGUGACUCCCAGUGUCCCCCUGAACCAUCCCACAGCAGUGAAGCCAGCAGCAAUGUUGAAUCAGAAUCACAAAGAGAGGCCCCCCACUUCCCCCCAACUUCUUCCCCCGCCACAGCCUCCCCUUCGUCUUCUUCACUUACACUCCGUCUACCCCAGCCUCGUAGGCCGCCACACCCUCUUCCCCCACGACUCUAUAUCCAACCCCCUGCUUCGGAGUUAGGACCUCCUCACGCGCAGGCUAGACAGUCUUCUCAACUCCGACGACCAUCAGUAGGCCGAGGACCACAGCUGACACCUGGGAUAGGCAGUAUGCAACAUUUCUUUGAUGAUGACGACAGGAUGGUCCCAAGUACUCCUACGCUGGUUGUCCCUCACCGUACUGAUGGCUUUGCUGAAGCGAUACAUUCUCCUCAGGUUGCAGGUCUGUCCACUAGGUUUCGAUUUGGACCUCCUGAAGAUCUGCUCCCUCAAUCAUCAGCAUCACAUUCUGACCUGGGACAACUAGCCUCUCAAGGAGGUCUUGGCAUGUAUGAGUCUCCACUGUUCCUGCCUGCUCAUGAUGAGGAUGGAGGAGGAAGAAGCGUCCCCACAACACCUUUGCAGGUCGCUGCACCCGUGACGGUCUUCACGGAGUCUCUGCCCUCAGACAGUGGGGAUAACAUGGCGUCCCAGUCUGUUCCCAUGGUAACUGCCUCAACUGCGAUACCUGCACCUGGUGAUGAUGUAGAUGAGGUUUUCAUGGAACAAGAAGAAAGUACUACUGCUGAGGCUUCUUUAGACAGCCACACUGACAUGGAAGCAGCAGGACAGCAGAGUGAAGAUGCGUCACUUCCAUCCACCAGUCAAGACCCUGAUUCCUCUACAAUUUUCAACACAAUGUCCAACACCAGCAGCGUUACUCAGAGGCGGGCAGUUACCAGUCAACCUGUGGCGAGUACCCCGCUCAGCAGAACCAGAGGGAGGGGUGAAGGACGCAUGCUGAUCAGCCGCAGAGGGACAGUUGGUCGAUCAAGAGGAGGAUUGGGGAGAGGGAGCUCCAACUGA
Nerophis lumbriciformis (worm pipefish) is the source of this 7485-nucleotide messenger RNA. The record is from RefSeq and is a predicted model, not a curated record. NCBI's taxonomy places the organism in Eukaryota, Metazoa, Chordata, Actinopteri, Syngnathiformes, Syngnathidae.